Messenger RNA from Anoplopoma fimbria (sablefish), 1823 nucleotides. RefSeq names its product fatty acid hydroxylase domain containing 2 (gene faxdc2). The transcript is spliced from 9 exons. The coding region runs from base 47 to 1069 and encodes 340 amino acids. Gene Ontology annotation, biological process: sterol biosynthetic process. Lineage: Eukaryota; Metazoa; Chordata; Actinopteri; Perciformes; Anoplopomatidae. Gene Ontology annotation, molecular function: C-4 methylsterol oxidase activity; iron ion binding. The record is from RefSeq and is a predicted model, not a curated record.
GCAUGCACAGUGCUUACUGCACAGAGAGGAGAGACUGUGCGGAGAGAUGACGGUUCAGACAAGAGCCAGCGACACGAGGGGAGCUGCCUCGACAUACAGCAGCAAACAGGAGGGCUCUGGAGGACUGUGGGACUCCGUGAAGAAAGCUGCGGUUGUCAUCGGAUCAGGAAUUUUGUUCUUGGCUGCAUUUGGCAACUCCCUGACAUGGCAUCUCCAGAGAUUCUGGGGAGCUUCAGGAGAUUUCUGGCAGGACCAGUGGACCAAGCUGCACGUGACGUAUGAGGGUCAUCACACUACUUUGUUCUACUUGGGGACGAUGUUGGUCCCCACUCUGGCGUUCUGGGUGACGAAUGCUCUGCUGCUGUUGGUGGACACCACGGGUAAACCCUCCUUCAUCACCCGCUACCGCAUCCAGGUGGACAAGAACAACCCGGUGGACACAGGCAAGCUUCGCCACGCGAUGAAGACUGUCUUGUUCAACCAGUUCUUCAUCUCGGGCCCCAUGGUGGUGGCGGCCUACUACCUGAUGACCUUGAGAGGCGACCCCUGUAGCCCUGAGCUGCCCACCUUCCACAGGGCCCUGAUGGAGCUGGCUUUCUUCUCCCUCGUGGAGGAAGUUAUUUUCUACUAUUCACACAGGCUGUUCCACCAUCCCAGCCUCUACAAGCGUUUCCACAAACAGCACCACGAGUGGACCGCUCCCAUUGGGGUCGUAUCCAUCUACGCUCAUCCUCUGGAGCAUUUUAUCGCCAACAUGCUGCCGGUGGCGUUGGGGCCGGUGGUCCUGGGCUCCCACCUGACCACCACCUGCAUGUGGUACUGCCUGGCUCUGGUCAGCACCACCAUCUCCCACUGUGGAUACCACCUCCCCUUCCUUCCCUCCCCCGAGUUCCACGACUUCCACCACCUCAGGUUCAACCAGUGUUUCGGGGUCUUCGGAGUGCUGGAUCGGCUCCACGGCACCGACACCAAAUUCAGGCAGACCAAGCAGUACGAACGCCACUCCCUGCUCACCAGCCUCACCCCUCUGAACGAGAGCAUCCCCGACCCACCCAAGAAGGGCCAGUGAUGACCCGUGACCCCUUGACCCCUUCAACUUCAGGCCUUGCCAAAGUUUGGGGUCAUGAUGUGGGGAGAUGAGGAUUCCCAAUCUUAAAUGACUAUUUGAUUUUAAUCAUUGUUGAUCGGAAUCCGACUGUGAAAGUCUGCUGACGCUGCGGCCACCAACCUCACUUUUUAAUAUUACAGGUAGAAACGUUGCACUUUAUUAGACAUGCAGAUCCUUGAUAAGGUAGAUGUAAGAAUUUGGUGGUUGAGCGUGAAAACAAAUCAUUUCUCUUUAAUGCACUACGCCAUAACCUUCCUCAGAUGAAUGAGCCAUGUUCUGCCCUCAUAAACCUUCAGUUGAUGUUUUCAGGCUUUAUAAACAUGAGUACCCAGCUCUCUCUACCCAUAAAACCUUGUGUUUUAAGGGUUAUUUGCUGCGGCCGAUUCAUUUUCACUCAUAUCAUCCUUAACAGUUAAUCUGAUAACAUGUUCUUACGUUUCUUCAUGAUUCUUGGCUUUAGUGUUAGUUGGGUUUAUUAUAAACACAUGCACAUUAAUCGUAAGUCAUGCAUUAAUUCUUAUGAACAGAUUUUGUAUUUUUAAAUAAAUGUUUAGUUAACAGCAUCUCUUCUGUUGCAUUCACUUGCUGCUCAGAGAGAAGGUACAUUAGCACUUUUGAUUUCCGGCAUUAAAACAUAUCUUUGAAUGUAAAAGGUGUCUUUGUAUUUCAGGAGGCCUCACUGGUUGUUGUAUAAUAAAACAUGAAUGUAGACAAA